Messenger RNA from Oxyura jamaicensis (ruddy duck), 5900 nucleotides. It is a transcript of the gene DNTTIP2, whose product is annotated as deoxynucleotidyltransferase terminal interacting protein 2. Gene Ontology annotation, cellular component: nucleolus. The transcript has 7 exons. The record is from RefSeq and is a predicted model, not a curated record. Gene Ontology annotation, biological process: RNA processing. The coding region runs from base 48 to 2489 and encodes 813 amino acids. NCBI's taxonomy places the organism in Eukaryota, Metazoa, Chordata, Aves, Anseriformes, Anatidae. Gene Ontology annotation, molecular function: RNA binding.
CCCCGCCGAGCGCUCCGGAAGGGGCUGGGCACGGCGCGGCCGACAAGAUGGUGGCCACCAGGCAGGCGGUGAGGCGGUACGGGCAGGUGCCGCCGGCAGCGGGGGGCCCCGGUAGCACCCCCGGGCCACGGCCCGCCGGGGCGGCGGAGGUGACAUCUGCUGAAAUUGGUACUUCUGUAUCUACAAGGAUGCCCAGAAGGAGUAGAGCUGUUUGUAAGCCUGAGGUAAUUAAAGAAUCUCAGCUUGAACAGGUGGAACACACAGAAGCAAAAUCAGAUGCCAGUGAUAGCUUAGAGAUAAGAACUACUAGAAAUGAGAACACAGCUGUUCAUUCAGCACAACCAGCUGCCGAAUCCCAGGUUGAUGGGGAUGUGUCAGAAGCAGAAUCAAACUGCUCUGCUGUGUCUGGUCUUCAGACACCUUUGAUUAUAAGAAUAACAAGAAGACGACAAAUUGUAGUUCCUUAUCAACCAGAUUCUCCAGCAAAAAAAAGACACGACAAGACAGCUUUUCUAAAUGAGUUAAGCAGGACUCUGGAUGAAGAUGAUAUCUCUGAAGCUGAAUCUUUUUCCAGCGUUUCUGGUGUCCAGAUGCCUAACGUUUCCAGAACUACAAGAAAAAGGCAAAGCAAAAAGAAGUUACAACCAGAUCCAGUCUGUGAAGCCCAGAGUGAAGAUAAUUCUGAUGCAGAGUCAUGCUGUUUUCAUAUGGAACAGCCCAUUACUACCAAACGACUUACUAGGAGCAUGCGAAUGAAAGCACAAGCAGAAAAUAAUGAGGAAGUAAACAGAAUUGUUUCAGAAGAUGAGAAUUUAAUUGAGGACACGGUUAAAUCUGAGCCAUUAAUAAUUUCUGAUUCCAGAUCUGCUCCACAAUUAGUCUCUGACAAAAAAGAUGGUUCUUCUGUCACCACACAUAAUAAAGGAUCCAGUUUAUCUACAAGCAAAUGUUCUUCCAAAUCUGCUAAUGCAACCUUAAAUGAAGAUGUGAAACAAGACUUUUUGAAUGAUACAACACUCAGUAGUCUUCCAAAAAUGAAACAAAGUAGUAAUACUGAAUCGCCCAGAAAAAAAGAAAUAAAAGAUACACAAAUUCUUGGGGUAGAUGAUUCAGAGGAAGAAUGUGACAAAGUUCAAGAAGAGUACAGUAAAAUACUUGUGAGGGGGGUGAAGUUAAAGAAUAUGGAUCUUUGUUUAACUGACUGCAUGAGUCCCAAACAAUUGUUAGAAUCCGAAGGGCAAAUAACACCGAAUGAAAGUAAGAAAGUUCCAGAAUACAAAAGAAUAGAUGCUGAGGCAGCGGUAGAGAGGUCUUUUGCCCAUGCAAGUGAAUUAAGAAAGGAUGAACAAUCUAGUGCAGUGAGCAGCCCACAGGAGGAUGCACCUGUUGCCCAAAUAACUGACAGUGUUGCUGGUAGAUGUAGAAUGCUUGAAAACAGUGUGGACGGUAGUGAAGACCAAACAAUAGAAUAUGCUGAUUCUGUAUCCCAUAGCAGUGAAAGAUCAAGCAGUGGAAAUAAUUCCCUUGCAUUGUUUCUGAGCAAAGAUGAAAGUGAUGAAUCUGAAAAUAGUGAUGUGGCAGACACAGAUACAGUGGAAGAGAAUAAGAGUUACAUGGAGGCAGAUGAAAGGACUCCUGCCAUGAGCAAACCUUUAAAAAAGAAUUCACUGUAUGUUGAAGGGCUUUUUGUAAUUGAUACUGAGCCUGGCAUGGGUUCCAACCAAAAGUAUUAUCUAGAUCAGGUAGACCAAGCUAGUGAUGUUGAAAGUAAACAUGAAGGAAAUGAAAAAGUUGAAGAAUCCUCAGAUCUAGAAGAGGCAGAAGAAGAACUGAUAGAUGAAGAUGAGAAAGAUGAAGAUGAUGAUUUAUUGAAAAAUAAAAUCGAUGUUUUGCAUCUUUCCAGCAGCAUAGACCCUGGCUUGAACAUUAAAAAGCUUGGAGGCUUAUAUAUAAGCUUUGAUGGAAAAAAACAAAAGCCUAGUUCAAGCGUAAUUAAACAACCGAUGGAGAAAAAGAAGGACCAGCUCUUGCAGAAGAGUAUAAUAACUCCAGAUUUUGAAAAAAAGGAAUGUGUCCCACCCUUCAGGGAAUCACUUCACCAGCUAAAGAAACAGCGCAGAGCAGAGCGAGAGAAGACAACAGGUGAUGGCUGGUUUGGUAUGAAAGCCCCAGAAAUUACAAGUGAACUGAAAAAUGAUCUUAAAGUUUUGAAGAUGAGAGCUUCAUUGGACCCUAAGCAUUUUUAUAAAAAGAAUGAUAGAGAUGGUCUACCCAAGUAUUUCCAGGUUGGAACUGUGGUUGAUUCUCCCAUAGACUUUUAUCAUAGUCGAAUUCCUAAGAAACAAAGGAAGAAAACAAUUGUUGAAGAGCUGCUUGCAGAUUCUGAGUUUAGAAGAUAUAAUAAAAGGAAGUAUCAGGAGAUCAUGAGUGAAAAAGCAGCUUUUGCAGCAGGGAAGAAGAAUCGGAAGAAGAAGAAAUUUCACAAUUAAGACUUGAAGAAAAAUAACAAGCUGGAACAACUUAUCUGUUAUAAAACUUUCCACAGAUUUCUUUGGUUCAUGGUGUGUUUUUUUUUUUAAGAUUGAAAGUCAUGUAAACUGAGGGUUAGGGAAAUUUCUGCUGUAGGUAUGUCUUAGGAAGCUUUAUCCAAAAAAAAGUGAGUCUAAUGUAUAUUUAAUGUUUAUUUUAAAAUUUGAUUAUUUGAAAGCAUAUUGUUAAAUCUGAGAACAACAUCCAAAUUCAUUGGUUAUAUCUUGUUCAGUCUUCAGUCUUUGUGUGACUGAAUUAGUAAAUUUAGUUUAAAAUUAGGCAUGCAAUUCACCUUCACGCCCAUUAUAUAUUGUAGCAACUUUUUCUAGGUCUUACCAGAGGUGCUUCUGGCCAAAUCUGUAACAGAGGGUAUUGAGAAAUAGUUUGGUUUUGAAGAGUUUAUUUCAACACUGAACGUAACAGGGAUGAGAAUGCUGUGGAAUUUAGCAUAUGCACAUAUAUACAAAUAAUAUAUGUAACUAUAAAUAAAUAUUGAAGUAUAUAGUAUUGCUUAAUUCAUAAAAUAAUACAGUAGCUAUUUAUAUGCAAAGUUUUAACAUCUAGUCUUCUGUCACUUUUAUUAGCUUUUACCAUUUAAUCAUUGUUUAAUGAUUUUUACGAAAAGAAUUUGACAAUUGGCUCCAUUACCUAGGGUGUGGUCUGCAGAUUGUGGUCUACUAGCUGAUUUGGAAUAGUUAUUCAGGAAAAUGAAUAGAGUGAGUUUAGAAGAACUAAAGAUGGUAUUAGUUCAGCUUCCCUUCAGUGACAGUUUAUAAUGCACUGUGAUUGCAAAAAGUUUUGUGCUGUUUGUUUUUUAAUGACCUAGUUACUGUAUUGCUGUUACAGUCAGUUUAAUUCAGUUAUUGCAGAAAAGAGAGAUAAUAGAAGAAAUAAGACUGUUACUGCAUUGUCUCAGAUGGAUUGGGUGAGGAAUAUAUAAAAGAGAUUAUCAGAGGACAAGUGAUAUUUAUUGUUUUCUUGAAAGUCCUACUGAAUUUUAAAGGUUGUAGAUUUUAAGUGAAAAGGAUGUUUUUGUCCAGUGUUUAACUGAUUUUUUUUUUUUUUACUCCUGAGAAUGAGUAGGUUUUUUAUGUGUUUUAUUUUAAGGAUAUUAGCUAUUUGUGCUGGAGGUAGCUAAAAUGAAAUGAGAAUCAUGGUAUUUACUGAUCACCAACUGAAAUAUGAAAGAAAAUUUCCCAUGACCCUUCAGAUUUUUUAUAUUCUCUUGAAGUUAACCAUAAAUAUUCAUUACCAAGCACAGACAGGGACGUAGAUUCCUUAAGAAGCGCUGGUUGCCUGGAGAUAAAUGGUGCACAAAGUAAAGUGAAUUUGCUGGGAAGUAUGAAACAUGUAGACGUAGAGCCACUUGCCCCCAAGUCCCUGCUACCAUGCAGUAUUAUUCUAAUACAGUUGUAUGUAAGCUAAAAUCUUGAACCUGUAAAUGAUAAAAAGCUAAUAAAAACAACUAUGGUGUCUUGUUCUCUGGAUGAGAAAUGGAAGCGCAGAAAAUGAAUACUGAACACUGAGGAAAGAAAACAAGCCACCAGAGUAGUUGCUAUUCUGUCACGUCUUGGGAUGUUCUAGCUGAACUCCAGAAAAGCAAUGUGCUACCGUGAAGGGCCCUAGGAGAGAAGAGCAAGUUCUGGUUUUAAGCAGCAAGCAACAGCGCCAUGCUGGUUGUUGAGGCUGCUCAAUAGCUUGUUGCAAAUCUUUAAACAAGCUAAUUUAUACCCACAUUGCUAGUGUGGGAUUUGUUUUAUGUUCUUUGUCUUUGCCCUUCCUUCAGAUGUUCUUAUGUCUUCUGUUUUGCCACAUGCUGUGUGUAGCAAGUGCUCCUGUUCUACUGUGGAAGCGAGAAGGGGACACAUGAAACAGUGUGAGCAGGGCUGCAGGGCAGGACCUGCACCUCACGUUUGCCAACGUGCUGGCCAACUACUGCCUCACCUUGUACUUCAUUCAGCUUCUUCCAGUGAAGGCACUGGUUGGCAUAUUGUUUUGCAAUAACCUAUCUUCAUAAAAGCAUAGGAACAUAAUACUUUGGAGUACUCCUUAAUUUCAAUUUAAUCAAUUGAAUUUGAUUAAAAGUGACAAAUUUUAAGUUGCUAGUGAGAGCAGGUGAAAAAAUGCACCAUGUGACUCCAUAAGCUUACCAGAUGAUCAGAAUUCUCUGAAAAUACUCAAAUUUGUCAAAAAAAAAAAAAAAAAAAAAAAGUUAAACACCGGCAUAAUUUGUAAAACUAUUUGCCUAUACGCUGCAAGCAUUUUCUUGUAAUUGUGCUGUCAGAAAUGCUUGUGUUACAUUAAUUCUGCCUGCAAUGAUAUAAACAGUUACUGACAAAUUUCCCUGAGAUUAAAGAGCAACAGAAACGUAGCUGAGGGUGGCUGAGAUGGUCCUGGGGCAGUACCACCAGUAGUUAUGGUUAAUUUAGGUGCAGAAGUAAAAUACUUCUCAUUUUCCUUUGUUGCUCAUGCUUCCUUUUUCCGUACCUUGGGCACUUUUAAUCUCCCUGCAAUCAACAGUCCCUUUAAAAUUGAAGCUGCCUAAUGAUAUGUCCAAUUUAUAUUGUUAUAAUUCUUGAUUCUUUUCCUUCUGAUUCUCUUAAUGCAUUCUGAAAGACUAUGUGUGUAUUGUCUUUGCAACAUUUUCUUCAAGGCCCUCUUCACACGCACGUUUUGUGGAGUUGGCUCCCUGUACUUCCCCACUGGGGCUCGUGCCUGCGUGCUGGGAGAGCCGUCCCUGCUGCUCCUGCCUGCGUGCUUGCGCCAGGGAAUUCCCCGCUUCGCCAUCAGGCAUGUCUCUUAAUUAACUUACGCCCUUUGGCACUGCUCAGGUAUGGUCGUGUAAAUGUUGCUCGCAACAUGCAGAUACAAACAUGUGAAAGCUUCAGCCUUCUAUUUUUUUCACUGGGGUCUAGACAGAUUUUGUGGCACUAUCCUUAAAUACAAAACUUAGGGGAGCAGUAGUUGGAAAUGAAUGCAUUGCUGGAAGUGAUGGGAUGAGGAAGAUUUUGUCUGUCGCUUGACUUGGUUACUUUUAUGGGAUUCAUGGAAGAGAGGUUAGUGUUGGCUACUUCACUGUGAAUUCUGGGAAAACCAGAUGUUUUUGUUAAGGCCUGUACAUAUUUUAUAGCUAGAUUGCAUUCCUGAAUGGGCUUCUCUACUGUCAAACAGUCAUAGUUGAUGUUACAGCGUGGCUGACUUUCAGUUACAGGGGUUUACCUUGGUUUUAAAUAAACAUUAUUAUGAUAUGAAAGAGAGACUAGUCACCUGUGCAGGAUUAAAAAGCAAUUUUUUUAUUUUAAGAAAUUAAAUAUAAUUAAUGAAUUACAUCGUGAAUUUAUUGUGAAUAAAUCAUGAAUUUAUUUCAGUCA